GAAGGAUAUAGACCGGAAGUCACAUUAGGGUUACGGCUGGAGUGAAGGAGGGAAACGCUAAUCAGUGUCCCGGCUGGUUUCUUUAAAAUUUGUCCAACACUAAGGUUAAGAGAGACUUUGACUGGUGACGGUGAGUAGAUAUGAUGCAAACAAUAUUAUUUUUAGUGUUUUGACCGGUUAUUAACGUAACCAGUGGAAACAAACGAGCGGUUAGCGUUGUUAGCAGUGGAGUGUUAUGCUAAUCUCGUGGCUACAGUCACCAAGCUAGCUCAGACGCUCCAGGUACUCAAUGAGUUUAAUACCAAACAGAAGACUGGAAAAACAGCACUUAAAUCCCCUGAAGGAUACUCAAACAGCUGUCAGGGCUUCAUACAUUUUUCCAGUCAUGGUACUAGUAGUAGAAUUAGGUUUAAUGUUACCCAUGAAACCAGCGAUAUCGCUUGUUUGUCAGCUUACUCCACGAGGGUUCAUCUCCCGACAUGCUGUUUUCUGACAGUUUCAGCCAUAACUGUAUUCAGACGAAAAUAACGUGUUUUUGUCUCCACAAUCAUCUUACUCAACUGGGCUUUACUGUCUUGUUUCACACCGUGUGCGUUCCUGUUUCCAGGUAUCCCAUAAUGAUCAUCCCUGUCCGCUGCUUCACCUGUGGGAAGAUCGUGGGGAACAAGUGGGAGGCAUACCUCGGGCUACUUCAAGCAGAGUAUACCGAGGGGUGAGAUGAAUAAAAGCAUGCUAAUUACUGAGAUAAUUUGAUAAUCAUAUGUAGUUAAUAGUUGACUGUGUAAGAUUUUAUUAAACCACAAUUAAGACUCGAGUAAAAAAAAAAAUAACUUGCACAAGUCUUCAUGAAGUCUCCAAUCCUAGUACAACACUUAAAAACCUUUUAGUCUAUCCAGCAAUCAAACAAUUUAUAGAUUUUUUUCAUGGUUUUGCGUUGUCUAGCAAUUACCUCACCAUGGAGUAGGCCUGGGCGAUUUGGACAAAAAGAUGAUCACGAUAUGUUUCGUUAUAUCAUCUGAUCUCAAUCAUUAUCACGAUUUUUUUGUGUAUUUUUUUAAACUGCUAGUUUUAAAGCAUCUGCACUAAAAACUAAGGAAACUGGAUAUUAUUUCAACAUUUUAAUAACAUACAAAGUAAAUAAAGCAAACGGAAUAAGAUAGAUUUUAAUAAAACCACUUUAACUCAACAGUACAACAAAUGUAGAUAAAUACUAAAUGAAACAGUGAAUGAGUUUACAGUCCUGAGUGUUUCUGCAGGUAUGCAAGACCCAAAAUAAACAAAUCGCCCCCUCAGAGCUAAUGAAGACGUCUUAAAAUGUAAACAUUAGAUGAUGUAAACGUAGAUGAUAAGAUUGACUGCUGCUUUGGUCUGGUGGCUGCACCGCUAGUAACAUUAGCUAAACUGCUAAUGCUACUAGUGCCGUCAGCAGUGGUAGGCUGUGCAGACUCCGCUCACAUUUUCGUGCUUCUUCAAAUGAUUGAACAGAUCUGUUGUGUUGCCAGUUUUUGAGGGCACCGACCGCCGACAUACCUUGCACAUUGACUUCAUUGCUCAACGUCACGUUGAAGAUACCCGAACCACCGCCGCACGACCGACGUUGAUUAACUUUUCGUCUUAACUAUGGCAUCUUUGGAGGAUGACUCAAAAGUCACGGCUGAUGUCUAUUUUGCUGCCCUUAGCUCCGUGUUGAGCUCCACUUUCCGUCAUUCUGUUUACUUCUCAUGUAACUUACAGAGGUGAGCAUUGAUCGAGUAAAUAUGCUCACAGCUGAUUACCGUGGUCGAACUGAAAUUUAUCACAAUCAUUAAUCACGAUCAUAUAAUCGUCCAGCCCUACCAUAGAGUAUUGUUUUCAUAAACUUCCUUCUACUUUACGUAUUCAUUCAUUAAAUAUGUCAUGCACUAAGACUAACAUCACCUUCUCUCUUCCCUUUAAGUGAUGCCCUGGAUGCCCUUGGCCUGAAGAGAUACUGUUGUCGGAGGAUGCUCCUUUCUCAUGUGGAUCUUAUUGAGAAAUUGUUGAAUUACGCCCCACUGGAGAAGUGAUACUAUCAGUCCACUCUCAGGACCUGCAUGGACUUUGUGGGACUUAAGCGUGGACUGUUUCAUGUAUGCUAUCUGAAUAUGUGACUGCAAUUUUGGGCAACAGUGUGACUAUUUCAUAAUGCAUUUUCUUUUUUUUAAUAAAGUGACGAAAUGACACCAUUGUCUCUACCAUAGGCUUAUUAAAUGUCUCUAUUUAAACCAAAGGGUAAAAAUAUUUCUUACAUUUAUGCUGCACGAAAAAUAAAGCGGCUUCUCGUUUCUUUGAGCAAAAUACUUCUGUAAGUUUAGCUAACUUCUUUUUCUUCAUAUUUCAUGUUGAAGAAUCAAAUCAUCCUGUGUCGGUUUUGCAUAUGUUAACCAUUUUCUCAGAUUACCUGGUACAUGUCAGAAUGAACAGCCUCUAAAAGUUAAACAUAGGGAGUGUAUUAGCAAUUGAAGUGUUUAUUGUGCUAAUAGGGUUUGAUGAUCCUAGACAUUUGCUUGAUUUAAUGCAUCUCAAUUUGUGUUGUUGGUUAUUCGCCAUACAGAAUUUUUGCAUAAUACUGGAUAAUUGAGUAAAAAUGUAGGAAUCUGAGGUAAUGAAAGGAAACCACAGACCCACAUUUUAGGGGAAUGUUUUUAAUUUGUAAGUUUAAUACAAAAAAAUGAAAACAUUACACUGUAUUACAUAAGUUAAUAAGAGGUGAUGAUGUGCAUGCAAGCCUUGGAAUCUGAAAUCCAAGCAACAAAUCUACAACAUUUUUCUGAAUGCAGGUAAGAGUCAAAUUGUUUCCAGAUGACUAGUGAGCAAAAAAAAAGUACACUUAUGGACAUACGUCUUCAGUAUCGCCCCAGAUUCCUCCAAAGUCUUGAGCAGCUUGGUGCGGAGAUACUGUGCUGUGCUUCACACUUUGCCCUUCCAACAGUCUGUAAGAAAAAAAACAUACUAUUCAAAUCUAUGUUCACAGAUGUACAAUCAUGACUGUUUACUUUGCCCCCUUAAAAGUAAGUGAGUGGCUGCAUGUACAUUGUUUUAUCAGAACCAGAACUAAAUGGUACUCUGUCAUUUCAUUUUGCACCAUAUCACUGUUCAGAAAGCUCUUUAAUGCUGUAAACCUCUGUAGUGGAUGAAAAUCUUUCUUCAUCUUCUUGGUCUUUGUUAUUGGUGCAUGUAUGCUUGCUGAGUUAUUGCCCUAAUUUGUAUUAUUACCUCACAUUCAAAUGGAUCCUUCAAAGUAAUGAUGAAGUUAAUGAGACGAACUUAUUAAAAUCCCUGUUAGGCCUUCAGGUCUAAGUAUCUUACUUGUUAAUUCCAUGUAUCAUGAAAAUUAAAUCAGCACUACCCACUUGAAGGUAUACCUACCAAAUCAGCGGUGUCGGUCUCGGUCUCGGUGCCUUUCUCUCUCCCUUGACCGUCCAUGGUCCCUCUCUCCACUCCAGGAACGUUCUCUGCGUCUUCGAGGCGUCCCCGAACUUUCCCAACCAGAACG
Molecule: messenger RNA, 3514 nt
Organism: Xyrichtys novacula (pearly razorfish)
Lineage: Eukaryota; Metazoa; Chordata; Actinopteri; Labriformes; Labridae
Source: the annotation of a GenBank genome assembly